GCCAUAACGCCAGAACCCCGUUUGUGUUUGUUGAAGAAAGAACGCGGCUCGUGAACGGUGAAUCGUAAAUUGGCAGCAAAAGAUGGAUUUAGACGACAAAAAGGAAAACAUUCAACCUCUCCGUUGUGGCAGACACGUUGAGCAGCUGGAGUAUGCAUUCGUGUCGCCGGAACAAUGGGAAGAGGAACGAAAGGCUCAUGAAAAGCAAAUCGACAGCUAUGCUGGGGACGAUCCACUGCAUCCUUGGUAUGAUUACUUUUUCUGGAUGGAGCAAACGAACGUGAGCAACUUCAAGCCCAUGAUACAGGAGCAAGCGCUUCGUCGGUGCGUGCAGCUGUACGAAAACGAUCCCCGGUACAUGCAGGAUCAUCGGUUCAUAAAGCUGUGCAUAAAAUAUAUCGAUGCACAACCAUCACCGGUGGAGCUGUACAACGAGCUGUACAACCGUGGCGUUGGCACGCUUUGUGCCGAGCUGUACAUUGCCUGGGCGUACUAUUACGAUGCGGUCAACAACUUUCCCAAAACGGAAGAAGUUUUUCAGAAGGGAAUGCGAGCAGGUGCAGAACCGAAAGCCGACCUCGAGCAGGCACAUAAAAUGUUUGGCUUUUCCAUGUCCCAGCGGCUGUUGCACGAGGACGAAUGCAGUAAGCUCAAGUUUCAAUCGUCUCUGGACGAGCGCCGUAAUGCGCUCACUUCGUUGAGAACCACUCGCAAGAAGCAGGUCGGUAGCAUUCGCACAGGGCUGGCGGUGAAAAGCUAUCAACCGGGGCUCGUUAAUCAGGAGAACUUAGCCAAGAGCAAUGUGGCAACAAAUGCGAUCAUUUACACCGACGAUCAGGGCAUCCCUGAGUCGGGUAGUUCGAUCGUCCGGCCUUUCUCGAGCGUCCACAACGAACCGGAAAACAUUAUCGAAGCUGCCCGGCUGUCCAAAAUGAAACCUUCGUCGCAGAAAAAGGCAGCCCUGUUCGGUAGCCAUCAGGCACCCUCGUUCGACAUACCGGUGGAUAAGGAAGAGUUUAAACCGAUCCCCGUGCUAGUGGACAAUUCCUCGAAGGGCAUCAAUCUGUCAGCAUCGUUUUGUCGUCGAAACAAGCCACAGACGCCCUUCGAGGUGGAUAUUUGUGUGGGAGAUACGAAGGAACGAGCGAUCCCUAUGUACGACAAAAUCCGGCUGUACUGUCGAGCAAAGGAGCAUAAAACGGGGGGUGCGAGCGGUGCACGAAGGACGGAAUAUUCUCCCGAAGAGCUGCGUGCCUAUCGGUACUUUGUACGGCGUGGCAUUGAGAAUCGAUUUACCCAGGAGCUGGCGCAAGUAUGGAGUCGAGGCAGCGCGGUUGGAAUACGGCUGCAUCCGCUGCACGUGUCUGCGAGCAAAUCGAACGAGUCAGACAGCGUCGCGUUUGAAAACCCUACGCUCGAUAGCUGCGACAAGAACAUUCAGACAAAAAUUCGCGACAUUUAUUCGAACCCGAAGGAGGAGCAGUCCAUCGAAGAGCUGCUGGUGGAACGAUGGCAGAAGGGGAAAAUAAAAAAGUGCUUCGACAGGCGCUUCCAGGAUGAUAUCGAUCCGGUUGACAUGGACGAAACGCACGUCGAAUCGAAACGUAUAUCGAUGGGCCCGGCACGCUUCAGUAUGGCCCCGCCGGCGGCGGCAUUUUCAAACGAUCCCAGCACGCAAUCCCUGAUGCGACAGCGUCGGUCGAUUUUCCCGAGCUCGCAUCAAACCGGGCUCGUGGCUGCCUGCAUUCAGGAAGAAACGGAAGAAGAACUGCGCAAUCGAAGCGCCACAGCAGCUAACGAGCAGCUCAAUACGUUGCAAAACUCUUCUCGAGCGUUGCCAAUGCCAUCAAGAAAACGUGCUUCGACUGACACUCUUGAGCAGGAGACGGCCAAGAAGGAGGACUCAACGCCAACUCCUCUAAAACAAGCGAUCACAAACGACGUUCAGCAACCGAGCGAACAGCAGUCGCAACCCGCUGCCGCCGUGUCCAAGAAAAUAGAAAUUUUCGUCGACGACAGUGAUGAAAAUGAUGAACGCACAGAAAAUCCGCCCGAUUUCAAGCAACCGUAUCAGAAUGUGAAUGAUGCGCCACAGCCACAGCAGCAAUCGUACUAUCCAAACGAUACCUGUUCGACGCAAAUGUUUAAUUUGUUCGUUAAAAACAUAAGCACACCGGUGGCGCCCGUUCGUAAGCCGUCUGCCGAAGAUGCCAUCCCGUCGACGGCGGGCGUCUCUAAGCGGAUAGUCGUUUUUACGGACGAUGAGGAAAAUGGCACCGAAGGAAAUGAUCAGCAAAUGGAUCCACCGCCGGAUGGGAAACGCUCCAAUCAGGGCACGUUUGCUGCUCCCCUGUCCAUUCCGGGCGCUAUUAUCAAUGACGAAAAUGCAGUGCCCUUGGUGGACAGUAUAACGCCGCCUUCCACCUCGUCGGGGUGCAACAGCACGCAGAGUCACAAGCAGCUGUCGACGAUAAUGGAGCGGACGGAAACGAGCACGGCUUCAUCGUCGACGGCCGGUGGUGUGACCAAAUCGCCGACCGAUCCGCAGGCCCACUCCCCGGAGGAACUGGAAUCGGCAACGAAAUCCACUUUCCGCGAACCACCCGAACCAGUGCGGAAACCAGUUUUCACGUUGCCCGGCGACGAUGGAAAAGGAUUCUGCAUACACGUCGACAGCACGGAAACGAUGGCAAACAUUCCGCUAAAACGCGUUCCCAUCGAAUCGCAACCGCCGGCGCAAUCGGACGAUAAGGAGAACGUGCUUGUCGCGCGUGCAACAGCCGCUGGUGGAAUUUUCCAACUUUCCGAAGAGCCAACGUUUAGCGGGUUCGGUUUUAUCGGAACCGGGACGAGCAAAAACGUUUCCCACAUGGUUCAGCGCGAGCUGGAAGCCAAUUCGAUCGUCUCAUUCCGUCUGGGCACGGAGCGUACCAAUACCGUGCCGAUACAGCUGGUAAAACCGCAGCACACGAUCGCAGAGCUGGAAGCGAUCGGUCCGUCCUGUUCGUCGGUGAAAAGUAUUUCCACCAGCAGCAACGCUAGUACCCUUGUUCGGACCGCAUCCCCUUCAACCAUUGUGGAGGCACCGCAAACCGAAAAGGAGUCCCGAAAGAAGAACAACUCACUGCUCGAUCUGCUCGACACAACAUUCUCGCCGAAGGUGACCGCAAAGGGCGAUAAAGCGGAAGGAAAGCGGGACACAGAAAUUGCACCGAAAGGCGAAGAACCACGCAAAGAAUGUUCGUUUACUUUGGAUGAUUUCAUUAAAUCACCUCAACCGAAGACAACACCCGACCAACAACCUGCAACGGCUGCUGCUCCGCCGAGCGAUGAGUGUAACGAGCUGUCGCUUCUUCCGGUGGCGCAGAUAAAGCUAGAAAAAUCACUCAACAUCGAUGCGAGCCUGCCGUUGCCCAGCUUUCGGCUUACGGAAGCGGUCCUACCGACGCAACCGGUUCCCUGCACCAAGGUGGAACGAAUCGAUUUGGACGAUUUUCCUUCACCGCUACCGUUGCCGGGCACUGGUGAGCGAGCUUCGUUCGAAGAUAUCAACACGAUGGUGUUCUCCCUCAACAUAAACCAUGCGGUCAACUCAACCAUCAUUCAGGAUGGGUUUAAAACUCCGGUGAAAAAGGCUGCUCCGGCUGCCGCAGAGUCGGAUCAUUCCAAGCUUCAGAUUAUCGAUGUGAAGGGUGGCGUAUCGCAAUCGGGGGGAGGAGGGUUCCUGAAACCGUCCGCUCCGGUCGCAAAGCAAAAUACGCUACGAGUCCCACACCUUCCCAUUGCCCACGAAGCUGAGAACGAUGAUGGAGACGUUUCGAUAUACCAUCCUCGACCGGCGCUUUCGCAGGACGAGGAACGGUGGGAUGAAGUGGAGGAGCAUUACGACGCUAGCGGCGAGACAAAUAACGUGUACCAGCACAAACCGAUCGAUAUGGACGGUACGAUGCAGCAGAUCAAUGCCGCCAUCAUGGUGGACGACAUAGAUCCGUUUGAAAAGCAGCUGCAGGAAGCGUUACUGGAUCGUGUCGACUUUCUCACGUACAUCUCGGAACAGCCGACCUGCCUGAUGGUGAACAAAAUGCAACCGCUCAAGAAGGGCACCCUCGUGGAGAUGAGGGAAGUAUCGUUCCGGGUGCAGCAGAAGAUCGGCAAAGGAUCGUACGGCACGAUAUUCUGUGCCACCAAUGAAUCAACCGGGAAGAAGGUUGCGAUGAAGCAGGAACGGCCAGCAAACCUGUGGGAGUAUUACAUCUGUCUGGAGCUGCGCAGCCGCAUCGAAAAUUCCGAUAUUCUCCCGGGCUUCAUGCCGAUAGAGUACGCGAUCAUUGGCAAUAAUGCGAGCAUUCUAAUAUCGCCCUACUCCCGGUACGGCAACAUACUGGAUGUUUGCAAUCUGGUCAAUGGUAAGACUGGCCGAAACGUGGACGAAUUCAUCGCCAUGAUACUGAGCGCGCAGAUACUGUCGAUAGUGGAUCAUCUGCACAGCUGCCAAAUUAUACACGCCGACAUAAAGCCGGACAAUUUCCUCCUAAUGGGACCCCUUCAGCUGGAUUCAAACGUACCCUGCGUGCAGCUGAUCGACUUUGGAGUUAGCAUCGACAUGAAGCUCUUCCCGGAGGAUGUUAAAUUUAAAAAGGUUAUCACCACGCAAGGUUUCACGUGCAUCGAAAUGCUGGAAGGCAAACACUGGACGUACCAGCCCGAUCUGUACGGCGUGGCCGCCACCAGCCACGUGAUGCUGUUCGGCAAGUACAUGCAGGUGCAGAAAUCGAUUGCCAACUGGGGCAUUCGGACGCCGAUGCCCCGCUACUUCAAGAAGGUCGUCUGGGAGAACUAUUUUACCACGCUGCUCAACAUACGCGACUGCGACCAUUUGCCGAACCUGCAAAAGCUGCGGACGGCCUUCCUGGAGGAGGUAACCAUGCACGAGAAGUACAUUCAGGUUAAGAUUUCCGAGUUCAAUCAGGUGCUCGCAUCGUAAAUGUAAGUGAAGUGGCUGCCACAUAUGCUUACCCUUGUUGGAAUCGUUUUUUGGGAGCUUUCUGUGCAUUUUAAGAGGAAGCGUGUGUCCUGUACUAAAUGGAUGAAUAGUUAAGGUUACUAGCGUAAGUUUUACAUCAAUACAAUAGGGCACAAUACGAGCACUGGCAAAUAAUA
Molecule: messenger RNA, 5160 nt
Organism: Anopheles stephensi (Asian malaria mosquito)
Lineage: Eukaryota; Metazoa; Arthropoda; Insecta; Diptera; Culicidae
Exons: 9
Coding region: 83-4984 (1633 amino acids)
Biological process (GO): meiotic sister chromatid cohesion, centromeric; mitotic spindle assembly checkpoint signaling; protein phosphorylation
Molecular function (GO): ATP binding; protein kinase activity
Source: RefSeq, a predicted model, not a curated record